UAUCUCAUUAGUAUUCACACACACAAGCCGUUUCGUCUGAUUUUAGGGGCAACUCCUGUCCAUAUAAAUCCACUACGGAAAGGGUGUUCUGAUUUAGGGUUAGGGUUUUCCAGAUCUUUUAGCCAGCCUCUGAGAAUUCUUCCCCUUCACAACCCCAUCAUCGAAUCCAUGGAUCCUGCUACCAAGAAGCGGAAGGCUGACGAGAAUGGCGACGCUGGUUCUGGUCUGAAGUUAUCAACGGAGGACGCUCGUAAGAUCAUUGAACCUUUCACUCAAGAACAACUUCUUGACAUCCUUCAAGAUGCCGCUUCCCGUCACUUAGAUGUUCUAGAUGCCGUCCGUGCCAUUGCCGAUCGUGACCCUACGCAGCGCAAGCUCUUCAUCCGCGGUCUUGGUUGGGAUACAACCACAGAAGGCCUUCGCAAUCUGUUCUCACAAUAUGGUGAACUUGAAGAAGCCGUAGUCAUCCUCGACAAGGUUACGGGGAAGAGCAAAGGUUAUGGCUUUGUCACUUUUAAGCACAUCGAUGGUGCUAUGCUCUCUUUGAAGGAGCCCAGUAAGAAGAUCGACGGUCGGAUGACUGUCACUCAGCUUGCCGCCCCAGGGACUUCGGGCCCGACUGCAAAUCAGCCCCCGGCGGUUGAUGUGUCAAUGAGGAAGAUUUAUGUUGGCAAUGUUCCUCCAGAUAUGCCGGCGGAUCGCUUGCUUGUUCACUUCUCGUCUUAUGGUGAGAUAGAGGAGGGGCCAUUAGGUUUCGAUAAGCAGACUGGAAAGUCAAGAGGGUUUGCCUUAUUCGUCUACAAAACUGCUGAGGCCGCAAAGGCUUCUCUCGUUGAUGCCACAAAGAACAUUGAUGGGCAUCAGUUGGUCUGCAAAUUGGCGAUUGACGGAAAGAAGGCGAAGCCGGGCCAACCCGGAGUUGGUGCUGGAGGAGUUCAGGCCCCCACUGGUGUACCGGGAGAAAUCGCCAGCGAUGGCCUUGGCUUGCCACCACCGUCUUCCAUGCCGAACACUCUUGCUUCUCAGUAUGGUGGUCAUCCUUCUGGGUUGUCUGCCUAUGGCGGUUUCUCCGGUGCUCACCAGGGCCCACCACCAUUGGGUGGCCAUCAUCACCACAGUCUGAACUCGUCAUUGCAGUCGUCAAUUGGCGCUCCUGGGCUGUCUGUUGGGAGUCAAGUUCCAUCUUCGUUGGGUGCCACAGGUGGCUAUGGUGCGGGCUUGAGUAGUGGUCCAUAUGGCACUUCACAGUAUGGUGGGCCUACUUCAGGCGGUUAUGGCGGUUUGGGUGGUGGCGGAUCAUCUUUGUAUCGUUUGCCGCCAACUUCGGUUGGACUUCCUUCUGGGAAUUAUCCAGAGAGUGGGCACUAUGGGUUGACUUCAUCUGCGUAUCCAAGUCAGCAUAACCAGCCUACAGGGACAUCCCCGCUGCCUAGGAUACCACCUGGGGGGAUGUAUCAGAGCAUGCCUCCUUAUUACUGAGGUAUGUAUGGGUCGUCAUACAGAUUGGAUCUGUCAUGGAGACUUCAAUUCUAAUCCAUCCUGGCAAGAAAAUGAGGGUGGCAAGGCAAUCGUCCUACACCACGUGAUAUUUUGCCUUUCUGCAAUAUGAUUUAUUCCUGUGAGCUAAUGGAUCUUCCAUCCCAUGGUCCUGUCUUCACGUGGGACAACAAGAGGCGAGGCACUUCCAAUAUCCGAAUCAAACUUGACCGAGCAUUAUGUAACCAGGCAUGGCGGUCUACGUUUCCCAAUGCAGCAGUUAUGGUGCAUCCUACUUUGAACUCAGACCAUUGCCCCUUGUAAUUAAUUCGGAUGGAGGUAAGUUCACAUGUCAUCCGUCAUUUCGCUUCGAGCCUUUGUGGUUUAGGCACCUCGACUGCAAGCAAAACAGCACUCUCCGCUUGGACCCUUCCAGUUGUUAAUGAGAGUACUCAAGUUCUGUACCAAAAAAUGUUGAAAUGCAAACCUGUAUUUAGGCAGUGGAACAAGGAGGUCUUUGGGCAUGUUCAAACUAAAAUUUCGGCAUUGCAAAAGGAGCUUGAGGAGAUUCAAGGACGACCGAUCACAGAGGAGAACCAAGUCCAAGAAACUACUAUUUCUGUCCAGCUUAAUGAAGAGAUGGAGAGGGAGGAGGAGAUGUGGCGUCAAAAAUCAUGGAUUUCCUGGCUACAACGAUGCUACAGGAAUACAAUUUUUUUCCAAAUGUCCACGGUGCAACGGAGGGGAAGGAAUCUUAUUCUGUGACUAUAGGAGGCUGAUGGUCUGUGGACGGAAUCAGAGGAAGAGAUUUACAGGCUGAUGCAAGAAUAUUAUGAGGCAUUUUUCAAUCUGAGGCCUGACCAAGAAGCACUGUAGCAAGUACUAGAUGUUAUUCACCCCAAGAUAACUGAGGAAAUGAAUGUGAAAUAUUGUGCAAUUCCUUCACUUGAGGAGAUGCACGCAACCCCGGUCUAUCUCUGACAACGUAUUCCUAUCUCAUGAAGUGUUCCACUACAUCAACCACAAGAAAAAAGGCAAGCAAAAAUUUCUCACGGUAAAGUUGGAUAUGCAGAAGGCGUAUGAUAGGAUUGAGUGGGAGUUUUUUAAGAUUUUACGGCGCUUUGGUUUCUCCUCCCAUUGGGUAACUAUGGUGAUGUCCUCGUUGCAAUCUGUUUCAUAUAAGUUGAUCAUUAACGGAGCUGUCUGUAGCCUGUUACCCCUUCUUGAGGAAUCAGACAGGGUGACCCAUUGUCUCCAGGCCUUUUUAUUUUGUGUUCCCAAGCACUUAGUAGUGUUAUUUCAAGCUUUGAGGAUGCCAAUUUGAUUA
Messenger RNA from Macadamia integrifolia, 2803 nucleotides. RefSeq names its product UBP1-associated protein 2C-like. Gene Ontology annotation, molecular function: RNA binding. The coding region runs from base 169 to 1479 and encodes 436 amino acids. The transcript has 2 exons. NCBI's taxonomy places the organism in Eukaryota, Viridiplantae, Streptophyta, Magnoliopsida, Proteales, Proteaceae. The record is from RefSeq and is a predicted model, not a curated record.